AUGAGUGCAACUCCACACCCGUUCAUAGAUUCAAUUGACCCUGAACCUGAGAGGACAUUUAGAGUUAGGAGAAGAGCCCAGAGAGCACAUAGGCAAAUUUCACUUCUAGAAGUUGAAGAAAUGGAGGAUUUAGGAAGUGUAAAUGGGAAUGAUGGGGUAGGAGGACCUGCAAGGAUAGAGAACCCACCUGUCAUAAAUGACAAUGAUAGGUCCAUGAUGGAAAUCAUCAUACCUGUGUUGGAUGAAUUAGAUCCAAGCAUAGCUCAACCUGUGAACGGAGUGCCCUUUAAGCUAGAACCGGUGAUGUUCACCAUGCUCCAAAAUAUGGGGCAGUUUCAUGGGUUGUUGAUGGAAGACCCACACAAGCACCUUAGAAAUUUCAUAGAAGUGGCCAACACUUUUAGGAAUCCCAACAUCUUGGAUGAUGUGUUAAGAUUGAAGUUUUUCCCUCAUUCACUGGCUGACAAAGCCAAAGAAUGGUUGAACUCCCUUCCAUCCAACUCCAUAACCAAUUGGCACACCCUUGCUGAGAAAUUCAUCAUGAAAUUUUUCCCCUCCAAUAAGAUAGUGCAAACUAGAGGUGAUAUUGCUAACUUCAUGCAGAGGGAUGGAGAGACACUAGUGGAUGUGUGGGAGAGGGCCUUGGCAGAUUCUGCCGCUAAUGGCAUGUUUAUGACUAUGUCCUUUAACCAAGCCCAUGAGUUGUUAGAACAAAUGACUCAAAAUUAUGCCCAAUGGCCUGAAGAGAGAAAUCAGCCAAGGAGAGUGGCUGGUUUACAUGAGAUAAACCCUGUAACAGCUCUUUCAGCCAAGUUUGAUGCAUUGUCAAAUUUAGUGAGAACCCAAGAACAAACCAUUGAGGCAAGAUUGUCCCAACCCCAAGUUCCUCUACCUACACCUCAAAUACCUGUGACCCAACCUCAAGUUAAUCAACCUUUUGCUCAGCCUAGUGAGCUGCCUAUUGCUCCACCAUCUUCCUUAGAAGCUUUGUUAAGGGAAUAUUUGGUUAAGAAUGAGACCAAGCAAAACAGCUUGGAAGCUGUUGUGCAAAGUAUUCCAGCAUCCUUGAGGAACAUAGAAUCCCAACUAGGCCAUUUAGCAAACACUAUGAAUACCAGACCCCCUGGUACCUUGCCUUGCAACACUGAAGAGCCUAGGAGAAAUAAAGAGCAAUGCAAUAUGAUAGAUCUUAGAAAUGGCAGAUCUCUAAAUCAGCCAGAAGCUGUGGUUAGACCUUCCACAUUAAAAAAAAAAGAGAAGAUGAGAACAUGCAGAAAGCUUCCCUCAAAGGUUACAAAAACAGAAGCAAGAACUCAAUUUAGGAAAUUUCUAGACCUCCUAAAACAGUUGCAUGUCAACAUUCCAUUUAUGGAUGCAUUAGAACAAAUGCCCACUUAUGUGAAAUUCAUGAAAGAAAUUCUUUCAAGAAAAAGGAGGCUAGAAGAGUUUGAGACUGUUGCUCUUACACAAGAGAGCAGUCAAUAUCUGCUUA
This is a messenger RNA of Gastrolobium bilobum, 1492 nucleotides long. RefSeq lists its product as uncharacterized. The annotation marks the transcript as partial. The transcript has 3 exons. The record is from RefSeq and is a predicted model, not a curated record. NCBI's taxonomy places the organism in Eukaryota, Viridiplantae, Streptophyta, Magnoliopsida, Fabales, Fabaceae.